Molecule: messenger RNA, 252 nt
Organism: Pelobates cultripes (western spadefoot toad)
Lineage: Eukaryota; Metazoa; Chordata; Amphibia; Anura; Pelobatidae
Source: the annotation of a GenBank genome assembly
AAAUUGCGCUCAAACGACUUGCCCAAGCACCCAUAUCUUACCCAACACUGAGAUUGCACUCACAUGACUUGCCUGAGGACUUCAAACAGUCUCCUGCAUGCACCAAGCUGAAGGAAAAAGAUGCCGGAUAUGAGAUUUCCGGCAGCAACAAAGGUGGCAUCACAUUGCCCGAGAGAGUACUCUCUCAUACUCUUACGGCUGCAUCUCGCCACUGCCAAAUUCUUAAAGGCCACAUCCCACAGCGGCCCCAGG